CGGCCCGCGGCGGAGGGAGGGGAGGCCGAGAGCUGGAAGCGGGGCUCCGCGCUGGGACUGGUUCCUUCGCAGCCAUUUUCUGUCCAACCAAACAGCCGAUUGGAGACGGGAGCCAACCAGGGCUGCAUUGGAGGUUGACGUUGGGCCAGGCCUGGACACCACUUCAGACAGCUGUUCUUGAGCUCCACUCACUGCACGGUUAUCCGGUAUUUCAUGACAAUGGAUGGCGACAGCUCUACCACAGAUGCUUCCCAGCUAGGGAUCUCUGCGGACUACAUCGGAGGGAGCCACUAUGUGAUCCAGCCACAUGAUGAUACUGAGGACAGCAUGAACGAUCAUGAAGACACAAAUGGUUCAAAAGAAAGCUUCAGAGAACAAGAUAUUUAUCUUCCCAUUGCCAACGUGGCUAGGAUAAUGAAAAAUGCCAUACCUCAAACAGGAAAGAUUGCAAAAGAUGCCAAAGAGUGUGUGCAGGAGUGUGUGAGCGAGUUCAUCAGCUUCAUCACGUCAGAGGCCAGCGAGCGGUGCCACCAGGAGAAGCGGAAGACGAUCAACGGGGAGGACAUCCUCUUCGCCAUGUCCACCCUGGGCUUCGACAGCUACGUGGAGCCCCUCAAGCUGUACCUUCAGAAGUUCCGGGAGGCCAUGAAGGGAGAGAAGGGGAUCGGAGGCGCUGUCACGGCCACAGACGGGCUCAGCGAGGAGCUCACGGAGGAGGCCUUCACUAACCAGUUACCAGCUGGCUUAAUAACUGCAGAUGGUCAACAACAGAAUGUUAUGGUUUACACAACGUCCUAUCAACAGAUUUCCGGAGUUCAGCAGAUUCAGUUCUCGUGAUCUGAAGGCACGGAGGAGGGAGCCGGAGCUCGAGUGUGAGAUUCUGGAUGAAAUGCCGGCAGGACGAGCAGAGAUGUCUUCUUUGUAAAUUAAGUAGCUGUAAUGUAGCUUCCUGAUGCUUGACUAAUUGAGGUGUUAAUUCUGACUUGAGAAUCUUUUUCAUGAAUGAUUUUAAAGAAAAUUUUGGAUUUUAAAGGUAUUAAAAUAUUUUUGUUUUGUAUGAGAGUGUUGCUCUGUAUGACGCCUGUAUGCAUUGUAUAUUGCAAUUUAUUACUGUCAGAGAUUUGUAGACAGUUUCUUAUUUUCAUAUUGAAUCAUGUUACUUUUGUAAUUCAAGUAAGCAGCUGGGUUAAUUCAUGAUGUUUACCCUUUUAAUAAAAAAUAAGGGUAGAGUUCAUUUUGAAUGCAAUUUGCCUUUAUUAUAAAUUUGAUUUGUCUUGGCUCUAUAAUAUCUUGCAUGAUAACCUAGCUAGAUUUUUAGCAUUUGCUGUAUUUAUUAAAGUUACUUUUUUGGUAAGACAUCAUAGUUUCAGCAGCACCAUUUUUUAUGAAAUGUCAUUGCCUGAGUGUGAACGUGGAAGCAAACACUGUCUACCCAGUGCCCGCUGGUCGGCUGGUGCUCUUCGUUACUGGAGCUGCUGUCGACUCUAGCCUUGUUUUCCAGCUGCAUCCCUGUGAGUGUUGGGCUCCAUUUCCAUGGUGUAGUCCUGGCACUCCUGAAACGGUGCCCCCUCUGUUUGGUGUGUUUUCCAGAGCAUACCCUAAGUAUUACCACAGCCUCUUCCAGAAGAGGGGCUUCAGAGUCUGCCGGUGAGCACCCUCGUUUCCUUUUGGUGGCAGCGCCAGGUUCCUGUGACGCCUCGGGGACCGGGAGGGUUGGCACCGUCGCCUGUACAGACCUUCUGCACAGACGCGCGAGCAGAGUGGAGGGAGUAUGUGCUGUGGGUGCUAUGAGGAACAAGCUGCCACCUGCUAGCGCGCUGUCUUGGUCUUUGCAAUGAACUCAACCUGGAUAAUGUCACUCUGUAUAAUUCAGCAGUAUGUACUUGGGUUGUUCCUUUGUUAAAGUGAGGAUUUGCAUUUUCUCAUCUGUUCUUUGUUUUUAAACUUAAUAUGGAAGGUGGCUGUUGUGUGGUCUGCCUAGGAGGAUGCUGGAGUGGCCGUCACCUUCCCCGAGCGGUCAGAACAGACAGCAUUGCAUUGCCUUGCCCCGCCCCGCCCCGCCCCGCCCCUGUGCAAAAUCCUCUGCAGAAAAUCCCGGUAGGAAAGGAAGGAAGGGCGGUUAAGCGGAAUCAGCACUCAUCCUACUAUGUUGAAAUAACCAGUGUUGAUAUUUUGAUAAUAUCAUUUGUCCUUUUACUUUGCAAAAUAUGUAUAUUUUUAUAAGAAUGGGCUCGUAUUGUGCAUACUGUUUUGUAACCGGCGUUUUUCACUCAACAAUAUAUUGUGAGCCUGUUUCCCAGGUCUGCCUAGUCUCCUGCAUCCUGUCUGUUGGUUUAUUAUUCUGUUGUACGACUGAAUCAUAAUUUAUUUGUCUUCUGGAGAUUUUGACUAUAUCUUUUCACAGUUAUAAAUGCCACUUCACCGAA
Heterocephalus glaber (naked mole-rat) is the source of this 2426-nucleotide messenger RNA. It is a transcript of the gene Nfyb, whose product is annotated as nuclear transcription factor Y subunit beta. Gene Ontology annotation, molecular function: protein heterodimerization activity; RNA polymerase II cis-regulatory region sequence-specific DNA binding; DNA-binding transcription activator activity, RNA polymerase II-specific. Gene Ontology annotation, biological process: regulation of transcription by RNA polymerase II. NCBI's taxonomy places the organism in Eukaryota, Metazoa, Chordata, Mammalia, Rodentia, Bathyergidae. Gene Ontology annotation, cellular component: CCAAT-binding factor complex; nucleus. The record is from RefSeq and is a predicted model, not a curated record.